ACAGACUUUACUGAACGCCUCUUCCUGGUAUAUGGAGAUGUUAAAACAGUCAGACUUCUUCGGAGCUGUAUCAAAGAGCGUGCUGAUUCUGAAAGGCCCUUUGAUGCUUACAACUGGCUACAUCCAGUCCCAGCCCUUUGGCAUACACGCUUGAAUUUCCUUUAUCUGAUUACCCGCGAGUUUUAUGGCAUUGAAAGCUGCAAUUUCCUUUCAUCGACUCUUUGUCACAGCGCAACCUUCCUUAACCGACGUGGCUUUUCUCGCGAGAAUGCCUCAUUCAAGAUCAUGGAAGAAGUGAUUAUACAUAGCUUUUAUGCUAGAGUUAUUUGCUUCGUGAUUGAACACGUUACAGGCAGCUUCUAUCCCCCUAACAUUGAACAACUUUCAACACGCCUAGGAGGUCUAUCACCAGCUCAAUUCCAGUCCUGUCUUGAUGCAGUUUACCAACAGCUCUUCAGUGCUGACGCCCGGGCCCAGUCCCAAGACCUUCCUUACGAAGCAGAGAUGCAGACACUCCGGAACUGGCUUUCGCCUACAGCAUACAAGACCAUUUCGGAAACAAUCCCACCCAAGACUUUCAAAAAGUAUGCAGGAUCCUCACUUCCACAAAAGAGACUCGGCGAGAUCGAGCGUAUAAACCAUCUUCGAUUUAUUUCAAUCGUCGAGGCCUACCUAACCCUCCGAUAUGCAAUCAAGUUUGGUGAUAUUGGUCAACUCCGACGGGCACUUGCACAGUAUGCCAUUAUCUUUGCAGGAGCUAAGCGAGACUAAUACCGAUAUGAGAUGCUUCUCCUCUUUACCCAAACAUGUACUCGAGCCUCCGACAAGGAUUUACAAGAUGCUAUCCUAGCAGGGGGCUUGAUUAACAAUCAGGAGAGGAGUCUAAACUCGUGGCAUGAGUUUGAUCUUGACGUGGAGCAUUUGAAUCGGAAUAUCAAAGACUACCUAU
Molecule: messenger RNA, 949 nt
Organism: Eremomyces bilateralis CBS 781.70
Lineage: Eukaryota; Fungi; Ascomycota; Dothideomycetes; Eremomycetales; Eremomycetaceae
Exons: 1
Coding region: 286-771 (161 amino acids)
Source: RefSeq, a predicted model, not a curated record